Chrysoperla carnea is the source of this 1652-nucleotide messenger RNA. RefSeq names its product eukaryotic translation initiation factor 3 subunit E (gene eIF3e). Bases 137 to 1438 code for a protein of 433 amino acids. Gene Ontology annotation, cellular component: eukaryotic translation initiation factor 3 complex; nucleus; cytoplasm. The transcript has 7 exons. NCBI's taxonomy places the organism in Eukaryota, Metazoa, Arthropoda, Insecta, Neuroptera, Chrysopidae. Gene Ontology annotation, molecular function: translation initiation factor activity. The record is from RefSeq and is a predicted model, not a curated record. Gene Ontology annotation, biological process: translational initiation.
GUAUAUUGGCUACCCUGUUCAUUUUGAGGUUACAAACGUGGUUCCCUUUACCGAAAAGGAGUGGAACCUGUUGUAAUAUAUCAUAGGUUAAAUUUUAUUUUAUUCAAGUAAUUCAACAAAAUAAAUAUAUGCUACAAUGGCUAAAUACGAUUUAACGUCGCGUAUGGUUCAAUAUCUUGAUCGGCAUUUAGUAUUUCCUUUGCUUGAAUUUUUAUCUGCAAAAGAGAUUUACGAUGAAAAUGAGUUGCUACAAGCAAAAUUGGAUAUUUUGAGUAAGACUAGUAUGGUUGAUUAUGCUAUAGAUAUACGGAAUCAACUGUAUCCAAAUGAUCCCGUUCCAGAGGAAAUGAAAAUUAAACGUACACAAGUUGUCUCACAAUUGCAAGAAUUGCAAAAUGAAGUUGAAAAAAUUUUGGUUAUUAUUUCUAAUGAUGAAGUUAUGAAGAAAACCGAAACAAUGCGAGAUUCCAAAUCUUUGAUUAACUACUUAUCCAGUUUUGAUUUUAAAAUUGAACGAAUGGAUAGUAUGUAUAAACUAGCUAAAUAUCGAUAUGAUACGGGAAAUUAUUCCGUUUCGGCUUCACAUCUUUACUUCUGGAUGCUUGUUAUUCCAUCAACGGAUAAGAACUACUUGAAUGUAUUAUGGGGAAAAUUAGCAUCAGAAAUUUUGGUACAAAGUUGGGAUUCAGCAUUGGAAGAUUUAAAUAAAUUACGUGAUUUUAUUGAUUCAACAAAUAUAUUUUCAUCAAGCCUACAACUUCUUCAACAACGUACAUGGUUAAUUCAUUGGAGUUUGUUUGUCUUCUUUAAUCAUGUAAAAGGGAAAGAUCUUAUUAUUGAAAUGUUUUUAUAUCGACCUCAUUAUUUAAAUGCCAUACAAACAAUGUGUCCACACAUUUUACGGUACUUGGCAACGGCUGUCAUUAUCAACCGUCAAAGAAGAUCAGCUCUUAAAGACAUUGUCAAAGUUAUUCAACAAGAGUCAUACACUUAUCGAGAUCCAAUAACAGAAUUUUUAGAACAUCUUUACGUUAACUUUGAUUUCGAUGGUGCACGGCAAAAAUUACAUGAAUGUCAAACUGUAUUGUUCAAUGAUUUCUUCUUGAUUGCCUGUUUGGAUGAAUUUGUUGAAAAUGCUCGUUUAAUGAUUUUCGAAACAUUCUGUCGUAUCCAUCAAUGUAUUAGCAUAGGAAUGUUGGCUGAAAAAUUGAAUAUGAAUCCUGAUGAAGCUGAAUGUUGGAUUGUAAAUUUAAUUCGAAAUGCACGUUUAGAUGCUAAAAUUGAUUCGAAAUUGGGACAUGUUGUAAUGGGUACUCAACCAUUGUCACCUUAUCAACAACUAAUUGAAAAAAUUGAUUCAUUAUCUGUUCGUUCUGAAGCAUUGUCACAAAUUAUUGAAAAGAAAUUAAAAGCUAAAAGUGACACAUAUAACUAUUGAUACUAUUUUAGCACUAUUAAUCUGGAAUUCGGCAAGCUAAAUUACAUCGGGCGGAAUAUAAUAGAAAAAAAAUAUUGAAAACUUAUAACCUAUUCGGCGAAAUUUAUCUAAACAAUUGGAAUUAAGUGGUAUAAAAUUUUUUUUCUAAAUAAUUUGUUUAUUUCUUUUCUGGAACGCGUUCAUUAUUCUAAAAGAAAUUAACAAUUCUAUAUUU